AACUGCUUGCACAAACGUAAUCAACUGUUUUUAUACUUGCGUCGUUGUCAACAUUUUUUGAAUAUUUUUUCUUCUCGUCUAUAUAAGGAAACGUGUGAAUUUUUUUCUUUUCUAAAUUAAAAUUUAAUAAAAAGGGGAUGAAAUUUUAUGUGAAUAUUUUUGUUAUCUGUGCAUUAUUGUUAAGCACUGAGGCCUGGGAUACAGAGGAAUUAGAAAUUUUUGAUUUAGUCGAAGAAAUCAAUAGAAAUUUCUAUGAAUUUAUGGGAAUCAUACAAAAUGCUACUAGCAAUGAUAUUAAGCGAGCAUUUAGAUCUUUAUCGAUUCAAUUGCAUCCAGACAAAAAUCCGUCAGAAGAUGCAAACAUACAAUUCCGUAAUUUAGUAUCCAUUUACGAGGUGCUCAAGGAUCCGGGUAAAAGAGGGAAAUAUGAUAAAGUGUUAAAAGAUGGUCUACCUAACUGGAAAUCUGCUUUAUACUAUUACCGAAGAAUGCGUAAAAUUGGCUUGUAUGAAGCCGCCGGUAUAUUGUUUGUGUUUUUAACAAUUGGUCAAUACUUAUUUGCAUGGGCUGCUUACGUCGAAAAGAGAUAUACAGCUGAACAAAUACUUGGCUCUAAAUUAAAGAAAUUGCAAAAGAAAAAUAAAAGCAUUGAUAUAGAUAUGAUACUAAAUGAAAUUCCUACACCAUCGCUGAAGAAUACAUUACCCAUACAAAUACCUGUGUUUAUUUGGAAUAUACCGAAAAUGAUGAAAGAAGCAGCUAGCAAAGCUAAGGAGCUUAAAAAACUAGCCGUAGAAAAACAAAGACAAGAGAUGGAAGAGGCUAAACGGUUAGAAAUAUUAGAAAAAGAAGCUGAGGAACAAGCUCGACUACGUAAAGAGAAAAAGGAAAACUUACGUAAACGCAAAGAGAAUCAUAAAGUCCCUGAAAAAACUGAUGAAGAACUCAGGGGGUAUUCUCAAAUCCAAAUUCGAGAAUUAACCGAAGAUGACGCUAUACGACCAGUCGCGCAAAAGACUGGUUUGACUGGCGGUUUUUGGACAGAUGAAGAUCUAGCCGAACUUAUACGCUUAGUAAAAAAAUAUCCAUGCGGCUCCAGUAGUCGUUGGAACAGCAUUGCCGAGGCAAUGAAUCGUACUGUACAAGAAGUUACCUUUAUGGCAGCCAAAAUGAAAGAGAAUGGUUAUCGUACUCCUGGUCAAUCGGAAAGUGCUGGCGAUGCUAAUUUCCAAGGAGCUCAAAAAGAGGGAAAAAGAGAUAAAUCAAAAAAAGAAAAAGCCACUAAAAAUAUAUUAAUACCGGAGACAAAUUGGACACAAGAUCAGCAAAAAGCUUUGGAAGAAGCUAUAAUUAAAUAUCCAAAAUCGAGUGUUAUGGGAGAUCGUUGGCAACGUAUUGCCGAUUACGUGCCUGGUAAAAGUAAAGAAGAAUGCUUAACACGUUACAAGUAUCUGUGUGAGCUGGUUCAAGCGCAAAAAAGAUCUGAAGGAGAAGAUAGUGUUGAUGAAAAUUCUAAGAAUUGUGAAAGAAGGCAGAACUCGACAAUUUGUCAUCCAAAUGAAAAUUCUCUAAUUCAAUAUUAUCAAGAAGCUCAGUCAGUAGCGGACGAAAUUAAUGAAAUAGGCGAUAAAAAGCGUACCAAACGCAAGGACCACAGAAAAAAGCGAGACUUAGUGAGUAUCCAAAAGUCGGAUGAAGCAAGUGCUUAUUAAUGAAAUCGUCGUUUAAUAAUAUGUGUAGAAUUAAUUAUUU
Molecule: messenger RNA, 1752 nt
Organism: Glossina fuscipes
Lineage: Eukaryota; Metazoa; Arthropoda; Insecta; Diptera; Glossinidae
Exons: 5
Coding region: 138-1712 (524 amino acids)
Cellular component (GO): endomembrane system
Source: RefSeq, a predicted model, not a curated record